Poeciliopsis prolifica (blackstripe livebearer) is the source of this 1117-nucleotide messenger RNA. RefSeq lists its product as uncharacterized. The record is from RefSeq and is a predicted model, not a curated record. Lineage: Eukaryota; Metazoa; Chordata; Actinopteri; Cyprinodontiformes; Poeciliidae. The transcript is spliced from 6 exons. Bases 28 to 975 code for a protein of 315 amino acids.
GCUUGACUUCCUCAAAUGGUUUGAAAAAUGGCUUCGAGUGUCUCGUUUCCAUUUCUGCUGCUAGUCUACAUGUUUCUAAUGCAAGGUUCCUCUGCAGUGACUGAUGUAUUUGUGAAGACUGGAGAUGAUCUUAUUCUUAAUCUCACAGCUAAAGUUCCACCAGAUGCCAUUUGGUCAUGGCAAUUUAAAAAUAAGGCAAUAGUAACAGUUAUAACUGGUAUCAAGUCAACUGUUCAAGAAAGUCACACUGGAAGAAUCGAAAUUGAUGAAAAAUCCAAUGUCGCACUGAAGAAUCUGCAAAAGUCAGACAGUGGUAUUUAUACUGCAAAGGUUAUAACACCUCGAGAUGAAGAACUAACUCAAUACAAUGUUACAGUUCAAGAUCCAGUGUCUGCAGUUGAUCUCACCUUUACCUGUGCGUUCGGCUCCUCCUCCUAUAACCUGACAGCGACUUGCAGGACAGACGACUCUUCAAUCAGCAUCACUGUAAGAUGCAAGAAUCACACCUGUAACCAGGAGGGAGACGAGGGAAGAUUGGUCACCAGAUCUGGAUCUUUUCUUCACAUCUCCAAGUCGAUAGACUCAAUUGUCUGUAACCAUAGCAACCAAGUCAGCAAGGACGAAUCCAAACUAAACAUUGAGAAUCGCUGCAACCAACAUGGAGAACCCAGAAAAUAUUAUGGGUAUACUGCAUUGAUCCUGCUGGUUUUUCUACUCCCUAUGAUUUAUUUUGGAUGUCAUAAAUGCAAGAAAGCAGGUGACAAAGACAACGUUAACGACACAAUAUAUGCUCUUCCUGUGGUAAAUGAUCAAACUGAAACAUUGAAUGAAACACCUGGAGUUGAAGCUGGUUCCCCAACCACCACCUACAGCACAGUCGGACCUUUUAUUAGUAAGGAAGGCACCAAGACUAGAAGCAAUGACCAACCAGAGACUGUGUAUUCACAGAUCAAUGCUGUGGGAGUGAAGACCUGAUAUAGUGAGAUUAUGACAUUUUUCCUAUGAGAAGACAGGCUGCUGCAUUUCCUAUAAUCUGGAGGUGACUGAGUCCAGCAAAUGGAAAAUAGCCUAUAGAAUGUUUUAUGUAUUUUAAAUUGUAAGUACCAUAUUCUAGACA